GCUCCGAGUCGGCCCGCGGCCGCCCGCCCCGCGCUCGACGCCGCCCGCCGGCGCCCGCCUUCCCCGCGCCUGCCGCCGAGGCCGCCCCGGGCUCGCGAGAAUGCCGGCCGUGUCCAAGGGGGACGGGAUGCGGGGCCUGGCGGUCUUCAUCUCCGACAUCCGCAACUGCAAAAGUAAAGAAGCAGAAAUAAAGAGGAUAAACAAAGAACUGGCAAAUAUUAGGUCAAAAUUUAAGGGUGACAAAGCUCUGGAUGGCUAUAGUAAAAAAAAGUACGUGUGCAAGUUGCUCUUCAUCUUUCUCCUUGGUCACGACAUUGACUUUGGACACAUGGAGGCUGUGAACCUGCUGAGUUCAAACAGAUACACGGAAAAGCAGAUUGGCUACCUGUUCAUCUCCGUGUUGGUGAAUUCUAACAGUGAGUUGAUCCGCUUAAUAAACAACGCCAUCAAAAACGACCUGGCCAGCCGCAACCCAACCUUCAUGGGACUGGCCCUGCACUGCAUCGCCAGCGUGGGCAGCAGGGAGAUGGCUGAGGCGUUCGCUGGAGAGAUCCCCAAGACCCUGGUAGCGGGGGACACCAUGGACAGCGUGAAGCAGAGCGCGGCCUUGUGCCUGCUGCGCCUCUACCGGACAUCACCUGACCUUGUGCCAAUGGGGGACUGGACUUCGCGAGUGGUGCACCUCCUCAACGACCAGCAUUUGGGAGUGGUGACCGCAGCCACCAGCCUCAUCACCACACUGGCCCAGAAGAAUCCUGAGGAGUUUAAGACCUCCGUUUCCCUGGCUGUCUCCAGGUUGAGCAGAAUUGUGACAUCUGCGUCAACAGAUCUUCAGGAUUAUACUUACUACUUUGUCCCUGCUCCCUGGCUGUCAGUCAAACUUCUGAGGUUGUUGCAGUGUUACCCACCCCCAGAAGAUCCUGCAGUGCGAGGCCGCCUGACUGAGUGCUUGGAAACCAUCCUGAACAAGGCCCAGGAACCACCCAAGUCCAAAAAAGUCCAGCACUCGAAUGCAAAGAACGCUGUGCUGUUUGAGGCCAUCAGCCUCAUCAUCCACCAUGACAGUGAGCCAAACCUGCUUGUCCGCGCCUGCAACCAGCUGGGCCAGUUUCUUCAGCACCGGGAGACCAACCUGCGCUACCUGGCCCUGGAGAGCAUGUGCACGCUGGCUAGCUCUGAGUUCUCCCAUGAGGCUGUCAAGACCCACAUCGAGACUGUCAUCAACGCCCUCAAGACGGAGCGAGACGUGAGUGUGCGGCAGCGGGCCGUGGACCUGCUCUAUGCCAUGUGUGACCGCAGCAACGCCCAGCAGAUUGUGGCGGAGAUGCUGAGCUACCUGGAGACGGCUGACUACUCCAUCCGAGAGGAGAUUGUGCUGAAAGUCGCCAUCUUAGCUGAGAAAUAUGCAGUGGACUACACCUGGUAUGUGGACACCAUCCUGAACCUGAUUCGCAUCGCUGGAGACUACGUGAGCGAAGAGGUGUGGUAUCGCGUGAUUCAGAUCGUCAUCAACCGUGACGACGUGCAGGGCUAUGCCGCCAAGACAGUGUUUGAGGCUCUGCAGGCUCCAGCAUGCCAUGAGAAUCUGGUCAAAGUAGGCGGCUACAUCCUGGGCGAGUUUGGAAACUUGAUAGCUGGGGACCCACGCUCUAGUCCUCUGAUCCAGUUCAACCUGCUUCACUCCAAGUUCCACCUGUGCAGCGUCCCUACCCGGGCACUCCUGCUGUCUACCUACAUCAAGUUCGUGAACCUUUUUCCGGAAGUGAAGGCCACCAUCCAGGAUGUGCUGCGCAGUGACAGCCAGCUGAAGAAUGCAGAUGUGGAGCUGCAGCAGCGGGCCGUGGAGUACCUGCGGCUGAGCACUGUGGCCAGCACUGAUAUUCUGGCAACUGUCCUGGAGGAAAUGCCUCCCUUCCCGGAGCGUGAGUCCUCCAUCCUGGCCAAGCUCAAGAAGAAGAAGGGCCCAAGCACCGUGACUGACCUGGAAGAGACCAAGCGGGACCGGAGCAUCGAUGUGAACGGGGGCCCCGAGCCUGCCCCGGCCAGUACCAGUGCUGUGUCCACGCCUUCUCCGUCGGCAGACUUGCUGGGUCUGGGGGCCGCUCCCCCGGCUCCUGCCGUGCCCCCUGCCUCUGCUGGUGGUGGCGGGCUGCUGGUGGACGUGUUUUCAGACUCAGCUUCUGCGGUCGCACCGCUUGCUCCAGGCUCGGAAGACAACUUUGCCAGGUUUGUUUGUAAAAAUAAUGGUGUGUUGUUUGAAAACCAGCUGCUUCAAAUUGGACUUAAGUCUGAAUUUCGGCAGAACUUAGGGCGGAUGUUCAUAUUUUAUGGUAACAAGACCUCCACGCAGUUCUUAAACUUCACUCCAACACUGAUCUGUGCAGACGACCUUCAGGCUAAUCUGAAGCUGCAGACCAAGCCUGUGGACCCCACUGUGGACGGGGGUGCGCAGGUGCAGCAGGCAGUCAACAUCGAGUGCCUGUCUGACUUCACGGAGGCGCCGGUCCUCAACCUCCAGUUCAGGUAUGGCGGCACAUUCCAGAAUGUCUCCGUUAAGCUGCCCAUCACACUCAACAAGUUUUUCCAGCCCACAGAAAUGGCUUCUCAGGAUUUCUUUCAGCGCUGGAAGCAGUUGAGCAAUCCACAACAAGAAGUGCAAAACAUUUUCAAAGCAAAGCAUCCCAUGGAUACGGAGAUCACUAAAGCGAAGAUUAUUGGAUUUGGUUCUGCACUCCUUGAGGAAGUUGACCCCAAUCCUGCAAAUUUUGUGGGUGCUGGCAUCAUACACACCAAAACUACCCAGAUUGGGUGCUUGUUGCGUCUGGAGCCGAAUCUGCAAGCCCAGAUGUACCGACUCACACUGCGCACAAGCAAAGACACCGUGUCUCAGAGAUUAUGUGAAUUGCUGUCGGAGCAGUUCUGAUCCUCAAGGAUGGAAGAUCAGGCUCAUGUGUUUGUGCGUUUCUCUUCGUCUCUACCAUUUGUCUUCGUUACCGUACUGCAAAUAAACACCCCUUGUCUGAACCCCACAGCACAAGGCGUCUGCAGCCCUGCACCUCCAGACGGCUCCGUGGGUGUGGAUGGGACACAGAACGCGGUUCCAGAAGGGCUGCAGCCGGCCUGCCCCGUCAGAGGAGGGAGCCUGGACCUGGGAAUCAAGACAGCCCUGGGGGUCGGCCUGGCACAUUAAAAGGGAAAUUAGAAGUUUGAAUGAAAGUGGAAAUUUUGUUGAAAUUUUAUUGAAGUGCUGCCGUAGGGCGGCUGGCCUAAUCUCAGACCCUGGGAACAGCUCUCUCUGCUUGUAGCAAUGACUCUGGGCUCUGGCCAUGCUGGGAGUGACACAAAUGGCUUGAUGUGUGUGGCUGACGCAGCAGGCUGGGAAACGUGUUCAUACGGGUUGCUGUAGCACCCCUGAUGGUUUCUGGGGUAGGAUUUUUAACUUGCUUUAUUGACUGUUGGCAAAGCGACGUGCCAUGCUCACCUCUGUGGCCAUUCUUUUCACAGCCCCAUUUUUCUUGAAGGGACAUUAGAGACAUUCAUUCUACUUGUUUGAAACUGUGGAUUUGCAGCAUGGUGGGAAGGAGUUCCCAGUGGCGCUGGGGGAUGUACCAGACCUGGCUCCUUUUGUUUUAAAUGGGUGCAUUGUCCUGGGUGCGUUCUGGGACGGGGGUGUCACAAGCGUGGAGUGGCGGAGCAAGGCUGUGCUUUAUUUUCCUGGCUCGUGGUUUUCCUGUUGAGGCCUGGGUGCUGCAGACCUGCACCUGUCCAGCCCUUGCGUGAGGCGGGGUGGAGGAGGGAGGCCUGGUUGGUCAGGGAAUGAAGAGGCCAGGGACAAGGAGGGCAGCUGGCCUGUGCUGUGCGAGGCUGUACGGGGCUCUCUGGCUGGUGUGCUGCUGUCCAGCACGGGUCUUGCGCAGGUUAGGUGGGCCCUGCAGGCCCAGUCAGGAGCCCAGUCCAGGGCAGAGGCCUUUGGAGCCACGGGAAGCCCUGCACUCCGCCCCCACAUGUGGACACCGUCAGGAGGGGCAGGUUCCAUCUGAGCACGUGCCCCAGCUGUCAGGUCCCUCUAGUUCACAGGGGCACCAGUCAGCUGCACAUAAGGUCCUUCAGCCAGCCUCAGGCCGCAGCCUCUCGUGACAGCUCCGGGGGUCCCUGGCAGCCCCACGCGCACAGCCUUUGUGUUGGUUUCAGAACAGACAACCUCGUGUACUGGUCCUUGUGUCCCGUGGAGUCCGUGGUCUGGCCGCAGAGUCUGAUGCCCAACUGCCAAGGCUUGUGCUGCGGGUGGAUGGUGUGGCUGUGGCGGGAGCAAGCUUCCGUGUCCUUUCUCUAGUGGCCGGACAGAGUCUCUUUCCACCGUGUGGAUGGCCAUGUGCCUGUGUGGCUACGGCUUGAGUGCUCCCUGGUGGUGGUGUCUGGGACAUAGGAAGGGUGGCUGCUGGAGCACAAGCCUUUGCUCUGCAUCAAGAGCCCCUGUCAGUCCGGUGUGCUCCUUCUCAGAGAAAAAUAAAUUCUGGAGUGUGA
Messenger RNA from Dipodomys spectabilis (banner-tailed kangaroo rat), 4524 nucleotides. RefSeq names its product adaptor related protein complex 2 subunit alpha 2 (gene Ap2a2). The record is from RefSeq and is a predicted model, not a curated record. The transcript has 22 exons. Gene Ontology annotation, biological process: intracellular protein transport; clathrin-dependent endocytosis. Lineage: Eukaryota; Metazoa; Chordata; Mammalia; Rodentia; Heteromyidae. Gene Ontology annotation, cellular component: AP-2 adaptor complex; membrane coat. The coding region runs from base 101 to 2923 and encodes 940 amino acids. Gene Ontology annotation, molecular function: clathrin-cargo adaptor activity.